UUUUUUUUUAAACUCUUCUUUCUUUAUUUCAUUCUUUUCGAUUGGUGAACCUUUUUUUUUUAAUAUGGCGACCUACUUUUCCUUGGGUCCAUCCUGGAAGCGGUCGCUUUACACUCCUGGAACACGAUAUCUUUUACGUCGAUCGUUAGCAAGUACAACAACGGAAUCAACGACAAGAACGACUAAACCAAACAAACCAAUGCUUCCGUCCUAUGACUCUAAAAAAGUAGAAGAAGGUUGGUACGAUUGGUGGGAAUCUCGCGGUUUUUUUACUUCAAGCAGUGCGGAUUACUAUCCUACAAAGAAUAACAACAACAACAAGGAGUUUACGAUGAUUACACCUCCACCCAAUGUUACAGGUUCACUUCACAUUGGACAUGCUCUCACUUUCAGUAUCGAGGAUGCACUUGUUCGGUGGCGAAGAAUGAAAGGCGAUAAUGUUAAAUGGAUUCCAGGAACUGAUCAUGCUGGUAUUGGUACUCAAUCAGUGGUAGAGAAAAUGCUUAUGCGGGACAGACGACAAACCAGGCAUGAUUUAGGUAGAGAAGCUUUCGUAGGUGAAGUAUGGAAAUGGCGACGAAAGUAUGGGGAUCAUAUUCUUCAGCAAAUACGACGUAUGGGUGCUUCAGUCUCUUGGAAUGAUACCUAUUUUACCAUUGACGAACCUCGUUAUCAAGCUGUUCAAAAUGCCUUUAUGCAAAUGUUCAAGGAUGGUCUGAUAUAUCGGGAUACAAGAUUGGUCAACUGGUGUUGUGCUUUGGAAACUGUGAUCUCUGAUAUUGAAGUGGAUUAUAUCGAUAUUCAAGGUAGUACCUUUUUACAACUACCUGGCAAAACGAAAGGCGUUGAAUUUGGCGUAUUGCAUCAAUUUACCUACCCCGUUGUGAACCCUUCUCCUGGUGGAAUUGAAAAGUUGGUGAUAUCUACAACAAGAAUUGAAACAAUGCUUGGUGAUUGCGCCAUUGCUGUACAUCCUGAUGAUCCUCGCUACAAGGAACUUCAUGGAAAACAAGUGUAUCAUCCUUUACUAAAAAAGACAUUACCUAUUAUAUGCGACGAACACUUGGUGGAUAUGGAAUUUGGAACCGGUGUUGUAAAAAUAACACCUGCUCAUGAUCCAAAUGAUUACGCCUGCGCCAAACGACAUAAUUUACCUAUCGUAUCUGUUUUUGACAAGCUUGGGAAAUUGAAUAAUAACUGCGGGAUAGAAGAAUUGGUUGGCCAAGAUAGAUUUGAUGUUCGACAGACUGUUAUCGACCGAUUGAAACAAUUGGGUCAUUACCAAGGCAAGGAUGAUAAACAUGCUAUGCGUAUUGCUGUAUGUUCGAGAUCAGGCGAUAUUAUUGAACCUUUACUUCAACCUCAGUGGUAUGUCAAAUGCAAAGAUUUGGCUUAUAUAUCAAAACAUCAAGUUGAAUUAGGUGCUAUGAAUAUCUAUCCUACUCAUCAUGUACAAGAAUGGUAUCGUUGGUUAGACAAUAUUCAAGAUUGGUGUGUUUCUCGACAACUCUGGUGGGGUCACGAAAUUCCUGCUUAUCAAAUUGAUAUACUAGAUGAUACAAAGUCGACAGAAGAACUCUGGGUUGUAGCACAGGACGAAGACAAGGCAAAUAUGGAAGCAACUGCUCUAUUACAGAAAAAGGGUUAUUCGUCAGAUACGCCAUAUCGCCUUUUGAAGGAUCAAGAUGUUCUUGAUACAUGGUUUUCUUCAGCUUUAUUACCUUUAUCUGCUUUGGGAUGGAAAGGAAAAUCGAAUGAAUUAUCAAUACCAGAACGAUACCCACUUCAAGUUAUGGAAACUGGUUUCGAUAUUCUAUUCUUCUGGGUGGCACGUAUGGCUAUGCUUUGCAAUCAUUUUGUCCAAUCACCUCCAUUUCAAGAUAUAUACCUUCACGGCAUGGUACGUGAUGCACAGGGCCGUAAGAUGUCGAAAUCAUUAGGAAAUGUGAUUGAUCCUCUUCAUGUCAUACAAGGUGUAGAUCUAGAUACUUUGAAAAGUAACCUCUACAGUGGCAAUCUACCAGAAAAGGAAAUCGGAAGGAGCAUUCGCAAUUUAGAAAAGGAAUAUCCAAAUGGUAUUCCCGCUUGUGGCACGGACUCGUUGAGAUACGCUUUAAUCGCGUAUACGCAGCAGACACGGCAAAUCAAUCUUGAUAUAUCCAAUGUGAUCCAAACAUCUUAUUUUUGCAAUAAACUAUGGAAUCUCUUCAAAUUUGGUCUUGGUCGAUUAGAAAAUGAAGAUUUAGGAUCUAAUCAUGCUCUUCCGGCAAUUGAACAACUUUCUCUUGUCGAUCGAUUUAUUCUCUCCCGGAUGGCCGAUACGGUGAUGAAAUGUCAACAAGGAUUUGAAAGCUAUCGACUAUUUGAAGCAGCCGAUGUCGUACGACGAUUUAUUGUGGAAGAUGUAUGUGAUGUUUAUGUGGAAUUCGCAAAGACAAAUUUGAAUAAUAAGGAUAUGAAUUAUCAUGAAAAGAUUUCUAUACUCUCUACAUUAAGGACUUGUAUGGAUGUAUCUUUACGUUUGGCUCACCCAUUUAUGCCUUUUGUUACUGAGGAAUUGUGGCAACAUAUGAAAGAAAGAGUACCAGCAAUGACAAGUGUUGAUCGACCUCCUAGUAUCAUGUUGGAACAAUAUCCCAGUCCACAGCUAUUCUCACAGCAUUAUGACGAAGAUAUUGAAAAACAUUUCAAGGUUGUUUUAUCUAUUAUCCAUGCGUCAAGAUCAUUGCGCCAAGGUCAUCAGAUUAGUAUUGGCAAGGAGCUACCAUUUAUCAUUUGGUGUGAUGAUACGAAGCUUCAUGAUCCUAAUGGACCUCUUCAACUUUAUUUGAAUGAUAUCAAGAAAUUUGUCAAGGCAUCAUCCAUUGAAAUUCAACAGCAAGAUAUACCAUCUACUGGUCAAUGGACUGUGAAAGUUAUCAAUAGUAAUUUGAAAAUCCUUGUACCCACUGAGGAAAUCAUUCGUGCUCAAUUAGAAAAAGCAGCUGCAAAUGGAUCUGAUCUUCAAUCUGCUAUCGCUAACAAGAAUAAAUUAUUGAACAAGAAAUUGAACAAAGCCAAACUGGAUUUGGAAAAAAUCAAGGAAAAAAUGAAUAAACCUGGAUAUGAUCAAGCUGUACCUGAAACCGUGAAGGAAAAGAAUAGGAAACGACAACAAAUGUUAGAAUUAGACUUAGAGACCUUAGAAAAUGAUUUGAAAUUGAUGUCUUUGAUAAAAAUAAACAACUUCUGAUUUUUUUUCGGCGUGUGCACCGUCUUUGAAUUUCCGGUUUCCUAUUUUAGAUGGUUUUGAAUGGGAAGAGGUGCCGAAUUUCUUUAGUCGGAAUCAAUUUAGUACUCAAAAC
Messenger RNA from Halteromyces radiatus, 3344 nucleotides. RefSeq names its product tRNA synthetases class I-domain-containing protein. Gene Ontology annotation, biological process: valyl-tRNA aminoacylation. Bases 65 to 3232 code for a protein of 1055 amino acids. Lineage: Eukaryota; Fungi; Mucoromycota; Mucoromycetes; Mucorales; Cunninghamellaceae. The transcript is spliced from 17 exons. Gene Ontology annotation, cellular component: cytosol. Gene Ontology annotation, molecular function: aminoacyl-tRNA deacylase activity; ATP binding; valine-tRNA ligase activity. The record is from RefSeq and is a predicted model, not a curated record.